This is a messenger RNA of Myripristis murdjan (pinecone soldierfish), 3177 nucleotides long. It is a transcript of the gene gnb1b, whose product is annotated as guanine nucleotide binding protein (G protein), beta polypeptide 1b. Gene Ontology annotation, molecular function: protein binding. Gene Ontology annotation, biological process: signal transduction. NCBI's taxonomy places the organism in Eukaryota, Metazoa, Chordata, Actinopteri, Holocentriformes, Holocentridae. The transcript has 11 exons. Bases 412 to 1434 code for a protein of 340 amino acids. The record is from RefSeq and is a predicted model, not a curated record.
AGAGCGUUACUACGGAAAGGGCAGAAGUCAAGCCUGACAAAAAGGAGACAAUAGGCAACCUUGUUGAAUCAAGAAUACUGAAUUUAAAGAUUAUUUGCUUUGUCUGCCUGAGAAUCCCAAGGACACCGUGUUUUCAGUCCAGGGCCAGUGGGUGUAACCCCCCCCCUCCCCUCUCCGGUUGGUUGACUGAGGUUGUCAAGCUCCCCAACCGUAGCCUACGUUCGGGAAGGGCUGCUCCUCAGAAAACUAGCUGGCUAGCUAGUUUGUAAGCUAGCUUUUCGGUGUUCGUUGAUGCGUGGACUGGAGGGAUACACCGCUUUCCUUUCCGGUCAAUGCCAAAAACAUAAAAACAAACGCAAAUUGAAGCAGAUCAACCAGUUGGAGUAAGGUAAUCGAAGAACCUGAGGAAAAAUGAGUGAACUGGACCAGUUACGUCAAGAGGCAGAGCAGCUCAAAAAUCAGAUCAGAGAUGCCAGGAAAGCAUGUGCAGAUGCCACACUAUCACAGAUCACAGCCAAUAUUGACCCUGUUGGCCGAAUUCAGAUGCGUACAAGACGAACGUUGAGGGGCCACUUGGCUAAAAUCUAUGCCAUGCACUGGGGAACAGAUUCCAGGCUCUUGGUCAGUGCCUCCCAAGAUGGCAAACUCAUUAUUUGGGACAGCUAUACCACAAACAAGGUUCAUGCCAUUCCUCUUCGCUCUUCCUGGGUCAUGACUUGUGCAUAUGCACCUUCAGGAAAUUAUGUGGCCUGUGGAGGUUUAGACAACAUCUGUUCUAUUUACAACCUGAAAACCCGUGAGGGGAAUGUACGUGUGAGCCGUGAGCUCGCUGGACAUACAGGUUACCUGUCCUGUUGUCGCUUUCUUGAUGACAACCAGAUUGUUACAAGCUCUGGAGAUACCACUUGUGCACUUUGGGAUAUUGAGACUGGUCAGCAGACAACCACGUUUGCUGGACACACAGGUGAUGUCAUGAGCUUGUCAUUGGCUCCUGACACAAGGUUAUUUGUCUCUGGUGCUUGUGAUGCCUCUGCUAAACUCUGGGAUGUCCGAGAGGGCAUGUGCAGACAGACAUUUACUGGCCACGAGUCUGACAUUAAUGCCAUCUGUUUCUUCCCUAAUGGCAAUGCAUUUGCCACGGGCUCUGAUGAUGCCACCUGCAGGCUCUUUGAUCUUCGUGCUGAUCAGGAAUUAAUGAUCUACUCUCAUGACAAUAUCAUCUGUGGUAUCACCUCAGUUUCAUUCUCAAAGAGUGGCCGUCUCCUCCUGGCUGGAUAUGAUGACUUCAACUGUAAUGUGUGGGACACACUAAAGGCUGACCGCGCCGGUGUGUUGGCUGGACAUGACAACCGUGUUAGCUGCCUGGGAGUUACUGAUGAUGGUAUGGCAGUUGCAACAGGAUCCUGGGACAGUUUUCUGAAGAUCUGGAAUUGAGGCCUGAAGAUGUUAUUUUAACUCCAAAGUUGACUGGAAGACCAUUACAACUUCAGAAUGUUAUAUUUCACAGCAUCUUCUUCAACACUGUUUAAACUGACUUGGACACCACAAAAACGAAGGGAAACCAAUGCCUUUCCUACACAAAGAAGAGCACAAUUGUUUAUCACCUAGCUAAAAAAGGAUCUCCUGUGGUAUCAAAUCAGAAACUUGUGCAUUCCUUCUUGGACCAUUUUAUGUUACCUUGAAAGAGAAAACAACACUAUCAUCCCAUGCAAAUGUAUGCGUCCUGAAAGCAAAUGUUGGAGUGUAAUUGUACAAAUUAUUUAACUUUUUUUAAGAAUUCUAUUCUGAUGGUUUGUUAUUCUUGAUGGCUUUCUUUUUGUCAUAUUUCUUCAGUGGUUUUAGAUAUGUUUGAAAUUACAGCUUGUCUUUCUAAUCCAAUUAAAUAAUGUAAGAAAGAUGAGAAAACAUGCAGAAGCAAAAGCUUGAUCAGAUUACAUGAGCAGCUUUCGAAAUGUCCAUGAUGUAUUUAUAUACUAGCUGUUUUUGUUUCAUCACAGCUUUUUGCACAUGAAAAAGCUUUGCCUCUCAACUAAUACUAUGUUAACUAACCAAGCACAUGCUAUAAGUUGUUAUGAAUGCUCAUUCCAGUACAGAAGGAGUUAUUAUGAGUAACCUUAACCAGUUAACCCCCUUAAUUCUUGUACAUGCCUUUGACUUUGGGAGGGAAGGGAUGGGGUGGCAGUGUAGGGUACUGAAAUGGUUGGGGCAUGGCUGGAUUUUAUUAUAUGGAUGGGAGGGGGGGCUGUGUUUAGUAUCCACUUUGAGUGAAACACCUCGCCUGACUAAAUAGACACUUCCUUUGCUUGGGACUGCAGUUGCAACUCUGUGAAUGAAAUGUACAAAUCAAUGUCUGAAAAUAAUGGUCUGAUGUUUUAAGUUAAGACAUUUAAUUUUGUCUGCCAUGAGUUAAUUUAGAUGUGCAUGCUGUAGACUUGCUUUCAAUGGUGCAAAAAUCCUAGAUCUGUAUCUUUUUUCCCCCUCAAAAGGAGAGUAUCCUAUUAAUAAAAUUUGACUUGAUAGGAGCCUUUUUUUUGUUUUGUUUUGUUUUGUUUUGUUUUGGUUCAAACUCUGCAUAUGUCAAGUACUAAUACUGGUAAUGCUAUGCACCAGAGUGAGCAGGAAUGGAGAAAGGACUUAAUAUUGACUGCGUACUUAGUGUAAAUUAUGCUUACCAGUUCUAAUGAUGCCAAGUUUUGUAAUAAUUGCAACAAUCAUUGAGAAAUCUAUCCUUCUCGACCAGUCCUCCCUCUUCUUAAAAUCUCCACACUCAAUGGAACAAAAACGUCCUCACAUACUGUCCAUACUAAAACUUUUUGUACAUUUUUUUCUUGGUCUUAAAUUAAAAGUCAGAAAGCAUCUGAAUGGCAGGACAUUUCACUGUAUACAGAAGCACUUUUGUUAAAGUUGUGACAUAUUUUCACUUUUCUUUUUUCUGCAAUGAUGUACAAUAAAUGUGAUGUAUUCGUGUGUGGCCACAAGUGAAAAUGCAAUUCAACUGAGAUGGAUUCCCUUUUCUCUUUCCAUUAAUAUGAUAGAGCUCUGCACCCUUAUGUACCUUUUCACUUUUUGUAUUUUAUUUCAGUCUGUUGGUGUUCCACGGUGAGCUGGAUGCAAGAUAGAUACUGUACUAAAUUGUACUGUUAUUGAACAUGUAAUAAAAAGCUGUUUGAGAUCUUU